UGCAUCUAAUUAACAACAGGACAAUUACAUCUUUAUUGGGACAAAAAUAUCACAUUGUAAACAGAUUCUGAGCCAAAAUUGUGUGUUUUGCAGUUAGACAUUUUUUUUUACUGUGUUGCCUUGUUAUUCAUUUUACUUCAUAUACAUGGUUCUGUAAGGAAAUGUUACAGAAAAGCUCUUUGAUGCUUAGUGAGUAAAAAUAUGCAUGAUGUGGUAACAGCAUACAGUAAAAAACAAUUAACAUCUUCAAUCUUUCACAUCUUUUAUUCCUCUCUCUGUUUAGGUACUGCUUCCCUGCAGACUUCACUGUAGAUUAUCUCAGUUUUACUGGGAGUAUUUUGUUUUGAAGGCACAUAAACAAAGCGUCAAAGCUUUGGAUCAGGAAACAAACGUCCUCCAUCUCCAGAUUGUCAGAUUUGUGGUCACUUGGAAUUCCUUUUUUCCUGAAAAGUGCUUUAGCCUACAAAUAUACUCGCCUCGCCUGAGGGAGAUGCUUCAAAAUCCUCCAGAUACGCACAGCCUCCAUCCAAUGAGUGUCUGGUUGACAAGUGUGCGAAUAAGUCAAAGGUAGGGGGAGACAUCAGAGAAGAAAAGGCGUAGCUAUAACAACGAAAAUCCUCCCUGAAGCCUUCCUCCUCCUCCUCCUCCUUUUUUCCCAGCGGUGCCUCUUGACGCUCUCUGUCUCUGUCAGUCUGCCCGUUAUGUAGUGUAAGCGGAGUGUAAUUUAAUCCUUAAGAAGACUGACAGAGAGCAGAAGGAGCAGAGAAAAGGAAAACAAGAAAGAUUCCUGUGGGUCAUGUAAGAAAAACAAGCACCUCCACCAGCCACUGUCCCCCGGUUUCGUCCUCCAGUGUUUUUGCGCGCAGCGGAGAGAUGGGAGCGGUGCGCCCGGAGCGGAGCGCUCUGCCGCGGCUGUGCCUCCCCCUCCUCCUGCUGCUGCCGCUGGGCUUCCCCGUCUCCACCGCCUGGGACCUGGUUCUCCUCCACACCAACGACGUGCACGCCCGGGUGGAGGAGACCAGUAAGAACUCUGGGACGUGCGGCAAAAGCGGCGAAUGUUUCGCCGGAGUUGCCCGGAGAGCCACGAUGGUCAAGAGGAUCCGCAACGCCGAGAAGAACGUGCUUCUGCUGGACGCCGGAGACCAGUUCCAGGGGACCGUCUGGUUCAACUUCUACAAGGGCGCCGAGGCUGCGCAUUUUAUGAACAAACUGCAUUAUGAUGCCAUGGUUUUUGGGAAUCACGAGUUUGACAACGGACUGGACGGACUCAUGAAACCGUUCCUGCAGCAGAUCCAGUGUCCGAUUGUCAGUGCUAACAUCAAAACAGACAAAGCUCUGGCCCCGACAUUUGGCAAAUAUUAUCAACCAUAUAAGAUACUUAAUGUUAGCAGUGAGAGGGUGGGCGUGGUAGGAUACACAUCACGGGAAACGCCUGCUCUGUCCAAGCCAGGACCACACCUGCAGUUCGAGGAUGAGGUGAAAGCACUGCAGCUGGAGGUGGACAAACUGCAGACGCUGGGAGUCAAUAAGAUCAUCGCUCUGGGUCACUCCGGCUUCACCGUCGACAAGGAGAUCGCCAAGAAGGUGCGUGGUGUUGACGUCGUGAUCGGCGGACACACCAACACUUUCCUCUAUACAGGACCUCAUCCUUCUAAUGAAGUCCCUGCAGGUCCUUAUCCAUUCAUGGUGACCUCAGAGGAUGGGCGGAAGGUUCCUGUUGUGCAGGCCUAUGCCUUUGGAAAAUAUCUGGGUCGUCUGGACGUAACAUUCGAUGAAGCUGGAAAAGUACUGCGUGCUGAAGGCAACCCCAUCCUGCUGAACAGCAGCAUCCCGCAGGAUCCAGAUAUUCUUGCUGAAGUGGAGGAAUGGAAAAAAAAAAUGGGAGACUACUCAGCUCAGGUGGUGGGAAAGACUCUGGUCUUUCUGAAUGGGAGCACUGAGGAGUGUCGCUUUCGUGAAUGCAACCUGGGAAACCUCAUCUGUGAUGCCAUGCUUGACAACACCAUUGGAUUCAAAGACGGGCUCCAGUGGAACCACGUCAGUGCCUGCAUCUUCAACGGAGGAGGCGUCCGUUCAUCUAUUGAUGAACAUACCAGGAACGGUUCGAUCACCAUGGAGGACCUUAUCGCCGUUUUACCCUUCGGAGGAACGUUCGACCUGGUGGUGCUGAAGGGCUCCACGCUGCGGAAAGCUUUCGAACACUCAGUGAGACGAUACGGCCAAAGCACCGGAGAGUUCCUACAAGUGUCCGGGUUUCAGGUAGAGUUUGACCUGUCCAAACCUCCGGACCAUCGUGUAAAGACUCUCAACAUCCUCUGCACAAAUUGCCGCGUUCCUCACUACGAGCCUGUUCAGGAUCAAUUGCUUUAUAAAGUGGUGCUGCCGUCCUUCAUGGUGAGCGGAGGAGAUGGAUUCUCCAUGAUAAAAGAAGAGAUGCUCAAACAUAACAGCGGGGAUUUGGACAUUUCAACUGUGUCAAACUACAUCAAACAAAGGAAGCAAGUUUAUCCGUAUGUUGAAGGACGCAUUAAGAUCUACAACUCAGCCUCUGGACUUUGGGGACAAACCACUCCACUGGUUUUACUGGUUUCACUGGGGCUGCUCUGGACUUUGUGGGGGAGCAAUUAAAAGUUGAAAUCACCCAGAAACAGGAGAGGACAGAAAAACAGGUUUUAUAAACUGCGUGUGAACUUGGACAAAAUAAUCCUACAGAGCUGAAAACCUGUUUUGAAAUUUAUUGCAAUCCUAUCUUAACAUCCUUUUAAACCAUAAAAGAAGCUCUAUUAUACAAAUUCUCUGAAACAAUGUGGUUGGGAGUGUCUUUAAACUCCAUUUGGACAAAAACUACAGCUGAAUGUUUGAGCUAACAGCGUCCGAGAAGCUGCAGUUCCUCUAACGACCACUAGAUUGCAGCUCCAAGAACACUCAGACUGUUUUGCGUUUGGCAGGAAAUCCACAAAUUUCUAUCUAGAAACACGAAAUAAAGAUCUUUAUACAAAAAACUGAGGUGUUGUGGUUUUACGACUUCUUGCGAUAUCGAUAGGUAAGUAUUGUGACUUCAAGAAAAGUAUGGUGUGUUUGUGCUCUUUUCCCAUAUUUGGAUUUUCUGGCUCCAGUAAGUUAAUUCAAAGCUUCAGAGAGUCAAUUCAUAAUAGUUAGAGCAACUAACAAUUCUUUUAGUUAUUGAUUAAUCUGCCAAUUAUUUUUUCAAUUAAUUGAUUCAUCAUUUUGUUUAUAAAACAUGUCAAAAAACAGUGAAAAUGUGCGUCAUAAUGUCUUAGAGCCAAAGGUGAUGUCUGCAAAUGUCUUUGUUGUGUUGUGUGUGUGAUCAAGAGUGCAAAAUCCGAAGAUAUUUAGUUUACU
Molecule: messenger RNA, 3363 nt
Organism: Thunnus maccoyii (southern bluefin tuna)
Lineage: Eukaryota; Metazoa; Chordata; Actinopteri; Scombriformes; Scombridae
Gene: nt5e
Product: 5'-nucleotidase, ecto (CD73)
Exons: 10
Coding region: 874-2628 (584 amino acids)
Biological process (GO): AMP catabolic process
Cellular component (GO): plasma membrane
Molecular function (GO): nucleotide binding; metal ion binding; 5'-nucleotidase activity
Source: RefSeq, a predicted model, not a curated record